Thermochaetoides thermophila DSM 1495 is the source of this 1119-nucleotide messenger RNA. Its product is annotated as putative pre-mRNA splicing factor. The transcript has a single exon. The record is from RefSeq and is a predicted model, not a curated record. Gene Ontology annotation, cellular component: U4/U6 x U5 tri-snRNP complex; U2-type post-spliceosomal complex; U5 snRNP. NCBI's taxonomy places the organism in Eukaryota, Fungi, Ascomycota, Sordariomycetes, Sordariales, Chaetomiaceae. Gene Ontology annotation, biological process: generation of catalytic spliceosome for second transesterification step; RNA splicing. The coding region runs from base 1 to 1119 and encodes 372 amino acids.
AUGGACUUCGCCUCGUUGAUGUCCAAGGAGCUCUCCAAAGCCUCCUCCUCCGUCCCUUCUGAUAAGAAAUAUAUAUCCCGUCGCGAAGCCGAAGAGCAACGCCGCAAGGCCUACCUCGAAGAACAGAAACGACUCGAGGAAGAGCGUGCCGCGAAAGCAGCCGAAAAGCGCCGGCGCGAGGAAGAGGCCGCUGCUGAAGCCCGCGCGAGGGAAGAAAAGCGCAGAAAGCUUGCGGAAGAACAGCGCGCUCGGAAGGCUGCCAAAGAAGCUGAGGAGGAGAGGGCAAGACGGAGGAGGUUAGGCCUUCCGGAGGUCCCACCCACAGCCGAGAACGAAGAGAAGGAGAAGGAAAAGAAGAAGCAAGAAGAGGAAGCAUGGGACGAAGACGACGAAUGGGGUCUAGGCGAGGACGCAAGGCGCGACAUUCCAGACGACGAACUCACGACAAAACUGCGCUCUCUGGGUGAACCAGCCCUCCUUUUCGGCGAAGACCACUCCGCCCGGUUACGGCGCUAUCGCACUGCGCUGCGCAGAGAGCGCGGCCUAGCCUUGCCAACGGGCCCGAUUGAGACAAGUCUCCCGCCAGUAGAAGAAAAGGAUAUGAAAGUCCCUCCCAAGGCCCCCCCAGCGUCAGACCGGAAGGCGCGCAGAUUCCUGUUCCGCCAGCUGGCUUCCUACUUCAACAUGGUUCUGCGCGAGUGGGAGGCCGCUUUGGCAAGGGAAGACAACGCCGACACGUUUGCUGGACAAGCAGCGCGCAAGGCGUGCUCGUCCAGUAAAGAAACAAUGAGGCCCCUCUUCCGGAAAUUUGAAACGGGAGAUCUUGAUGAGGAGAUCCUGAGCGCGAUAGUGGAGAUUGUGCAUGCGGCACAGGAGAGGCGGUACGUGGAUGCGAACGAUGGGUAUCUGAGGUUGAGUAUCGGCAAGGCGGCAUGGCCUAUCGGUGUGACGAUGGUUGGUAUUCACGAACGUAGUGCGCGCGAGAAGCUGCAUGAUGGUGAAAGGGGACAUAUUAUGGGCAGUGAAAUCACAAGGAAGUACUUGCAGAGUAUCAAGCGGUGCUUGACGUUUGCGCAAGUUAGGUGGCCGCCGGAGGAUGUGAGGCAGUUGAUGGGGUAG